Adineta steineri is the source of this 1776-nucleotide messenger RNA. The record is from the annotation of a GenBank genome assembly. Lineage: Eukaryota; Metazoa; Rotifera; Eurotatoria; Adinetida; Adinetidae.
AUGCGUUUACCAAUGUCAUCAUUAUCACAUCGUAUAAUACAAAAUCAUAGUUUAUCGAGUCUCGAUAACGACAUGCCAUCGUCAAGUACUUAUUCAUUUGAAUUACCUUAUUUAGGUGUAAUCUAUUUCGGAAAAUCACCUUUAAAUUUAACAUCAUUUCAAAAACCAUUACGUGAAUUAUAUAUUUCAUAUUAUCGUGAACAAUCUCAUGAUCAACGUCGUGUUAUUAUAUCUGAUUCUGAUAUAUUAAUAUUAGAAUCUGAACGCGGAACAAAAAGUAAACGUUCAUUAACCUAUAUAAAAUUUGAAUCAAUUGUUAAUAUACAAUUAUUAAAAUUAUCUAUGACGAACAAGAAUAAAACCCAACAACAACAACAUACGCAAGUUGCUUUUUUACCAAUUGGUUGUGAAUAUCAAGAACGUUUUCGAUCUUUAUAUUCAUCAGUUAAUAAAUCACAAUAUAAUUUACUUUCAACACGUAUAUCAUACCAUUCACCACUUCUAUUAUUUGUUACACGUAAAGCAGGUGUAACUGGUUCAUGUUCUCUUCUUGAUUGUCAUGUAUUUGCUGUACAUCGUGAAUCAACAGCAUUUGAAUUAUGUGAUAUGAUACGUAAAUUAGUUAUUAAACGAACAAUGAGUCCAAUAAUAUCACGAAAAGAAUCAGAUAGACAAAAUAAUGAUUUAAUUGAUGUUGUUCGAUCGACAACAAAUACUCUUCAUAAUCCUUUAUCGUCGUCUUCGUUACUAAUAAAUGAUGUUCAACAUUCUUGUCCGUUUCAUGACACAUCUAAAGUAUUAACUAUGAAUAGUGACAUUCAUCGGAUGUCGUCACCAUGUUCAUCAUCAAAACAACGUCAUUUUAUUAAAGCAUCAUCAUUAAUACAAGAUGAAUCUGAUGAAAUUGUUAAUGAUUUAAUGAAUAUUGUUGCUAAUGAACAAUUAAAAAAUCAAACAUCUAUUAAACGUCAUGCAUCAUUUGAUCAAACAUCAUCAUCAUCAUCAUCAAAUGAUAAUAAUACAAUGAAUAAGAAACGUUAUUUUCAUAAUAAAAAACGUUUAUUAAAUCCUAUACCAAUAACAAAUAAUAUUUUGCCACAACAACAACAACAACAAAAAAUUCCUUCAAUGAUUGAUGGUCAAUUAUUUCGACCACAAAUUGUAUUGAAUCGUUAUGGUGAUAUUGGUAAUUAUGUACCAAAAUUUUUACGUGAAGAUUCAACAAUGCGUUCAUCGGAUAGUAAUGAAAAUAUAUUUUUUCGUUCAAGUAAUGGACAAUUAAUAAAUGGUUUUCUUAAAUUAGAUUGUUUAUCUAAUCAAACUAAUAAUUAUUAUCAAUCAACACCAUGUUUAAAUCAAGAUCAAAAUAUUUAUUCACUUGUUCAACAAUUACGAAAAAAUCAAACAAAAUCUUUUACAAAUAUUUAUCCAAAUGAUUUAAAUAUAUCAAAUCAAAUCUUAGAUAUAAAUGUAAAUCAUAUCGUUGAUGAUGAUCAUCAAGUUCCUCAUGUACUUAAAUCAAUAGGAGAUGUUAUGAAUGAUAAUAAAGUACAUUUAUUAACACAAAUUUCUCAUUUACAUCAACAUCCUUCGAAAUCGAAUGUUGGUUUAUCUUCAUCAAAACCAAAACGAUUUCCGUCAUUUCACCAUGCUAAUACAGAAUUACCAAUUGAUUAUCGACAAUAUUUACGUCAUACAGAUCAAGGUGCUUAUCUCUAUGGUGAAGAACAACGUCAACAAUCAACACUUGAACAUACACUUGGUUACUUGCCAUAA